Messenger RNA from Onychostoma macrolepis, 2886 nucleotides. RefSeq names its product adhesion G protein-coupled receptor E3-like. Gene Ontology annotation, cellular component: membrane. NCBI's taxonomy places the organism in Eukaryota, Metazoa, Chordata, Actinopteri, Cypriniformes, Cyprinidae. The record is from RefSeq and is a predicted model, not a curated record. The coding region runs from base 295 to 2823 and encodes 842 amino acids. The transcript has 21 exons. Gene Ontology annotation, molecular function: G protein-coupled receptor activity. Gene Ontology annotation, biological process: adenylate cyclase-activating G protein-coupled receptor signaling pathway; cell surface receptor signaling pathway.
CAGGAGUGGUAUAGUGUCUUCAAAAAAGACCGUUAGCAUCACAACCGUUAACUAUAGAGGCUAACAAUUAGAGGAGCGUCAGAAAAAAAAUACCUAAAGCAGGGGAAGUUACAAUAAAAUUUGUAAUGAGAGCUGCUGACAGAGAUGCAGGAAACACAGAGCUGGAGCGGAGCGGAUCUCCUGUGGAAGAACAUCUCCAAAGUGCCAUGAACCAUCUGACUAAUCUUCAAAGGAAACUCCUCCUCUGAUCUGGCUUUUAGAUAAAGAGAAAACACCAGCCUAUCAAAAUAGGCAAUGGCUUCCUCUCUUCAUAAAGGUUUUAUAAGAGCACUGACUAUCAUCUCUGUCAUGCUUUCUAAUCUCUCUGUGAACCCCUGCAACAACUACACUGUGCUGGACGAACCAAGAAGAUCCAUCAAUAAUACAAAUUUCUUACAUUCAUCAUCCUACAAUUGUGACGACUCAGUCACCUGGAGCGGCUGGUAUCGUCUCUACCUUAACGGUCUGAGUGCACAGAUCCCAGACACAUGUGUCGCAUGGGGUCACUGUGAUACUGCUACCACACUGUGGAUUCGUGGUGGACACCCAAAAGUUGAGGAUGGAGUUGUCACUCGAGAUGUCUGUGGUCACUGGCACAAUUACUGCUGCUAUUUUUGGUCUUUUCCUAUUAAAGUCAAAGCCUGUCCAGACAAUUAUUAUGUCUAUGAGCUGAUUAGUCCAGCUGUGUACUGUUCAGGAUACUGUGCAGAUAUUAGCAGCAUUAACAUCAGCUCUACAGCCGUCACACCAGCGACCAUCUCAACCGGUUAUCCCUCUGUUGACCCCUGCUACAACUACACUGUGCUGGAUGAUCCAUGGAGAGCCAUCAAUAAUACACAUGCUUCAGUCAGAAAGUGUGACCAGUCUGUCACCUGGAGCGGCUGGUAUCGUCUCUUCAUUAACAGUCUGAGCGCUCAGAUCCCAGACACAUGUGUUGAAAAAGAUAGCUGUGGUACUUCUAUCCCACUAUGGAUUCAUGAGGGACAUCCGACAGUUCAAGACGGAGUCGUCACUCGAGAUGUCUGCGGUCACUGGCACAAUUAUUGCUGUUAUUUCGGGUCUUUUCCCAUUAAAGUCAAAGCCUGUCCAGGCAAUUAUUAUGUCUAUGAGCUGGUUAGUCCAAAUAUCUGCAACACAACAUACUGUGCAGCUGUUUCUAACAUCAGCAGCACUUAUACAACAGUCACAUCAGAGACAAGCUCAUCUGGUAUGAAUAUAUCGUUGCUGGAAAGAUGCACCAGUCAGAUUUCUCUAGAAUGUCUUCAAAAUCUUCAUGAGCAGAACAUUACAGCUCAAGUGCUUCCUUUGGAUACUGUGACCAGCCUUUUGACUCUGGUCUUCAAUACUUCAGAGAAGAUUUUAGAGUCAUUAUCAUCAGCAAACCCAACUGAACUAGCCUCCUAUGGAAACCUUGUGUUAAAAGCUAGUGAGAUACUCAUCUCUACAUUAGUGAAGCUGACAGACACAAAUGACAGCAUCAGUUUUACUCUUCCUGCUGUAGAGGGUCAAGUCUUUAUAGUUGGACCACAGGUCACCUUAGAAAAAAUCCCUCGACUUGAGACGACACAUUCUUCUAUGGACAUGGAUCUCAUUGGGAUCGCCAAGAACAACAAUGACAGAUCAGCUGCUGUGGGUUUCAUGAGCUUCAACACGAUGGAGAAUCUACUGAAGCCAGACUUCUUCAACACAUCAAACCACCAGAUUAAAACCAUGAUGUCUACUGUGAUCUCAGCUACUCUUCCCAAAACCACCAACACUACACUCACCAAACCAGUCAACUUCACCUUCAGACACAUCAGAGAGUUUGAUCCCAGCGGUUCUCUGUCCUGUGUGUACUGGAAUAUCAGCGAGUGGAUUGUAGAUGGUUGUUCUGUUUUAAAGACCAACAGCAGCUACACUGUGUGUUCCUGUGUUCAUCUGUCCACAUUCGCUCUCAUCAUGCAAACCAGCCGCCCACCAGAGAGCGACCCACUGCUGGAGCUGUUGAAUUUGGUGUGUGUGAUCGUGGGGCUGGUGUUCUUCACUUUGGCCCUGUUGACCUUUGCCCUUUGUCAGUGGAGUCCUGGAGUGAAUAAUGUGGCUCGAAUCAACAUCUGCAUCAGUCUUCUGCUGGCUCACCUUCUGUUCCUGCUCACACAGCAGUUCCUGAGCCUCAUAUGGCCUCAGCAGGUGUCGUGUGCCGUGAUCUCAGGCCUUCUGCACUUCCUCUUUCUCUCCGGCUUUGUGUGGAUGUUCAUUGAAGCUGUGCUGCUCUUCAUCUGUGUGAAGAACCUAUCACAGAUCAGCUCCAAAAAGAGGGAGGUGCUUAGCAGUGGAUUCCUGUGUGUGAUUGGAUAUGUGGUUGCUCUGGGUGUGGUGUGUGUGUCUAUUGGUCUGGUUCCUGAUGGAUACGGCAGUGAACACUGCUGGAUUAAACAUGAUAAAGGUUUUAUCUGGAGUUUUCUGGGUCCUGUUUGUGCCAUACUAACAAUGAACAUGAUUCUCUUCAUCAGCAUCAUCAUCACUAUGAAUUCAACUCUCACAAAACUGAACGCUGAAGUUUCACAGAUAAAACAAACAAAGAUUAUGGUGUUUAAAACACUGGUUCAGUUUGUGGUUCUUGGUUGCCCCUGGAUUCUGGGUUUCUUCACUAAUGGCAGUAAGGUGCUGGAGAUCCUCUUCCUGAUCUUGAACUCCCAGCAGGGAACCUUCAUCUUCCUGAUCUACUGUGUCCUCAAUAAUGAGGUCAGGCAGCAGUACAGGAAGUUCUUCAGAUGUCUUUACUCUGGACACAAAAAACACUGAGAACUACAGCAUCAUGUUCAGGAAGUAAAAAAGUACUGCUAAAGUGCCAUUAUUAAGCAGGUG